CCGCCUCUCGGUUGUGUGUCUCUCGGGAGGGGUGCCGCGCUUGCAGCGUCGGGAGAAGGGCCUCGGAAGCAUAGGGCGCCACGCCGUUCCCGUGUUGGCCCCUCCCAUUGCUGCGCCCUCCUCCUCUCCCCGCCGCCGCUCCUCCCGUUUCUGCCCGUCCCCCUCCGCAGCCGUUUUGGCUCCAGCCGCUUCUCGUUCCCCCUCGAGACCGUGCACCGCUCCUCCUCGGACGAGGUCAUGGCGCCCAAGGCCCUCGUGAUGCCCGCCCUCUUCGGCAGCGCCGCCGCCUUUGUGCCCGCGGGGCCCCAGCUGCGCGCCAACAUCGCCGCGGUGGGCCAGGACGCGGCGCCGCUGCCCAGCGCCGCCCCCGCCGCGGGGCUGGCGCUCGGCAGCGCCAUGGCCGCGUCGGUGGCAGUGGCCGGUGCGGCCGCCCUCGUCGCGAAGGGCGUGCGCGCCCGGCGCGCCGGGAAGCCGUCGGCGGUGCGUGCGCAGCGUGCGGUGGCGUGCAAGGCGGAGAACCCCCGCGUGGCGGCGCUGCGCUCCGGGAAGAAGACGGUGAAGAUCUCGCCUUCCAUCCUCUCGGCCGACUUCUCGCGCCUGGGGGAGGAGGUCGGGGACGCGCUCAAGGCCGGCGCGGACUGGGUCCACAUCGACGCUAUGGACGACGGCCGUUUCGUGCCCAACAUCACCAUCGGGCCGCUGGUCGUGGAUGCACUGCGCAAGAAGUACCCCGACGCCGUGAUGGACUGCCACCUCAUGAUCGUGGAGCCCGAGAGCCGCAUCGAGGACUUCGCGAAGGCGGGGGCCGACAUCAUCUCCGUCCACUGCGAGGCCGCGUCGACGAUCCACCUGCACAGGACCGUCCAGAGCAUCAAGAACCUGGGCUGCGCUGCUGGGGUCGUCCUCAACCCUGGCACGCCUCUGUCGGCCAUUGAGUACGUCCUGGAGGAGGUCGACCUCGUCCUGAUCAUGUCCGUCAACCCCGGCUUCGGCGGCCAGAGCUUCAUCGAGAGCCAGGUCGACAAGAUCAAGGAGCUGAAGGCCCUCUGCAAGGCGAAGGGCGUGGACCCGUGGAUCGAGAUCGACGGCGGCGUCGGCCCCGCGAACGCCUACAAGGUCGUGGAGGCGGGCUGCAACGCCAUCGUGGCCGGCUCCGCUGUGUUCAACGCCCCCGACUACGCGGAGGCCAUCGAGGGCAUCCGCGCCGCCAAGGCGCCCGCCAUGGCCUGACGGCCAGGUGGCAGCCGACGGUGUGCGGCGGCAAGUUUUCGAGGAAGCAGGGCUGACGGCUCUGCCGAUCCUGCUUUUGAGCGCUAUCCUGCGCGCCGCGCGAGCUUGGCGUCCACAUGAAUCACGCCAAGCACAAUCAGCUCGGGCGGUGCACAUCGCUUCAGUGGGCCAGGCAGUUGGUUCGAUAGGCGGGUGGCUUGUCCCUGUGCCACGGCCGACACUGUCGUAGCCCUCGGCUCCAGGCCAGAUCAUUUUAGAGUCAGCUCUAGACACCAUCUCGUUGUGGAAUAAUAAAACACAGGUGAGGAGUUGCGCCUGCUUCCGCUCCUGCUCUGGG
Molecule: messenger RNA, 1567 nt
Organism: Prorocentrum cordatum
Lineage: Eukaryota; Dinophyceae; Prorocentrales; Prorocentraceae
Source: the annotation of a GenBank genome assembly